This is a messenger RNA of Oncorhynchus gorbuscha (pink salmon), 2470 nucleotides long. RefSeq lists its product as uncharacterized. Lineage: Eukaryota; Metazoa; Chordata; Actinopteri; Salmoniformes; Salmonidae. The record is from RefSeq and is a predicted model, not a curated record. Gene Ontology annotation, molecular function: serine hydrolase activity. The coding region runs from base 219 to 1094 and encodes 291 amino acids. The transcript is spliced from 4 exons.
CGGAUGUAGACACGAUUUCACCGGGUUGUCUAUAAAUAACCCUUUUCGUGUGGGUUUGUGACAUGUGUACCACCGUUUCUGAUGAGUACUUCGGGGACGUUGGGGCGGGGCAAUUUGACACAAAAUACGUUUUCACAGACCAAAGCCUUCACCACAGUUGCCUUACAGCACCACCUCCAGGCUCCCUAAACCCUGCACUCUGAAUCCCUGCUGUCACCAUGCAAGCCCGUAGGGUCACCGUUCACCGCAUCAGCAAGACAGUCACCUUGUACCUGAAUGACGCAGCCUCCCCUAAACCCUCCCAUGGCCCUCUGUCUGCCCUGAACGAUGCAGCCAGUACCUCUCCAUCCCUAGCCCUUACCUCUGCCCCAACCAAGCCCCUGCUGCUGAUGCUGCCCUGGUUGGGGUCGCGACCUCAGGCUGUGGCCAAGUACUGUGAGAUCUACUUCCGUACAGGCUUUGACGUGCUCAUAGUGGAGAGUGCGGUGAGUCAGUUUCUGUGGCCUCGCUGGGGCCUGGACUACGGGGCGAGGGUACUAGAUCUCCUGCAGAGUGACUGCUUUGUGUCACGCCCCCUGCUCGUGCACGCCUUCUCCAUAGGAGGGUACACCUUCACCCAGCUGUUGGUGCAUGUGUCCCGCGACACACAGAAGUACUACGGCUUCACUCAGAGGAUCAGAGGCCACAUCUAUGACAGCCUUGUGCUGGGCUCAUUGGAGAGGAUGGCUACAGGUCUAAGUAAGAUCCUGCUCCCCCGGCUGGAAAGCCAGGUGAAAUGGGCCAGUAUGCUCUACUUCAGAGCCUUCAAACACCACACAGUCGACUACUUCAACAACGGCAUUGAUGUCUUCUGGAAUAACCCUGUCACUGCACCCGCCCUCGUCUUCUUCUGCCAGAACGAUGCACUGUGCGACCCGGAGGGCAUGGAGGAGAUCAUCGCCUACUGGAGAAAACGAGGGAUGGAGGUGACAGACAGGAAAUGGGAGGAGUCAACACAUGCAGGCCACCUGAGACGACACCCCCAGGAGUACCUGUCUACCCUGGAGACCUUCCUAAAGACUCUCGGUAUGGUCCCUCUCAAGGCCAAGAUGUGACGCUAGGCAGGACCCACACAGCUGUGGUCCGGUCCAGAAACAAUCCCUAAACCUAUCCACUACCCCUUAGGCCCUCGGCAUGACCCCCAGCAAGGCCAAGUGACAACAGGGCACAGCUGUGGUCCAGUCCAGAUAUUGCCUCUAUCCCCUACCCUUUAAGCACUCAGGACCCCCUCAAGACCAGGAUGUGACUGCAGGACGUGACAGUUUGCACUUCACUUACCUACAAGUUCCACGUUUGAGUACUCUCGGUAUAGUGGGGACUUAUUGUAUACAGUUUUACAUUCUUGGAAAAACCGUAAAUUAACUCUUGUUUAGUAGACUUUUCGCAAAAGGAGUCAUUGUUUAGAUUUUUCGGAAUUGUACCAGAAAUGUCAUGUGAUAUAGCCUCUGCAUUACGUAGGUUACGUAGUGCUCUGAAUACCUCAACAUCACCAAUCUCUAAUAGUAUCCACUUCAUUUUCAAACGCUUUUAAACACUGAAGCCAAACUUCCUCCUCAUUAUCAUAGUUUGUAUGCUCGCCACUAGAGAUCCCUGCAUUAGCAUGUUUCUGUUAGCUGAUAAAUCCUGAGAUAAUACCCCAUGUUGCUGUCCUGCUAAUGUGCCUGGACCUUGAAGGCUAAACAUUUGAGGGGAAAAAAACAAUGUAUCCAAAUGAUUGUCCAAUCAGGCAGGCUAGAUGCAAUCAACUUGACAUUAAUAUGCAUUCAAAACACCAGGCUUUUGAGCAGUUAUUCAAAUGACAGGCUUUUCACUGCAGUCUACAUUUACAUUUACAUUUAAGUCAUUUAGCAGACGCUCUUAUCCAGAGCGACUUACAAAUUGGUCUACAGCCUAGACUAGAGUUUUGUACUCACUUGAAAACAAUAACAUUAUUCAUUACGUUGUUGUAGGCUACAUUUCCUGUCCCUAAAAGGCUGAAACUAUAGGGUAGCUUUUCAAGCUGGUACCAUGGGACUGGGAGGGAGCGCACUCAGCGCAGCCUCGGGAGCACAGUGUAGGCUACCUAUGAUUUUGUUAUCUGAUAAAAAAUAAAUAUUUUUUGUAAAUUUAUGGGAUAUAUUCACUGCAGUAUUGAUCUUAUGAAUUAUGGGCUAAUAUGCAUAUGCUCCUAAUUUAGACUAUAGUCUACAUCCCAAGCCUGUCUGUCUUUGUUCUGUUGCGCAAUUACGCACCAGGCCUCUCCGCUACCAUGCCUGUUCCUCUUAAAUCUUGUGGAGUCCCAGGAAAAGCAAGACUACAAAAGUUUGUUGGACACUUACAGUUGAAGUCAUAAGUUUACAUACACCUCAGCCAAAUGCAUUUAAACUCAGUUUUUCACAAUUCCUGACAUUUAAUCCUAGUAAAAAUUCCAUGUCUUGGGGGUCAGAUAGGA